Messenger RNA from Hansenula ciferrii, 699 nucleotides. RefSeq lists its product as uncharacterized. The record is from RefSeq and is a predicted model, not a curated record. The coding region runs from base 1 to 699 and encodes 232 amino acids. The transcript has 2 exons. NCBI's taxonomy places the organism in Eukaryota, Fungi, Ascomycota, Saccharomycetes, Phaffomycetales, Wickerhamomycetaceae.
AUGAAAGUAUUAAGUUUAUUACCAUUAUUAGCAGUCGCAAGUUGUUUACCAAUCUAUGCAGUGAUUGUUAAAAUCAAUCAAGAUGGUGUUUCAAGUAUCAAAGAAUACAAAGAUGUUAAUUUAGAUGGUAUUGAUAGUCUUGCUCAAUUAGCUUCUUCCCCAAAUUUUAAAAAACCUGAAGAUAUUGAAGCUGCUUUAUCAAAACAUGAAAAAAAUCCACAUCAGAGAAUUAGUGGUGUUAAACCUUGUCAUGGUGGUCCAAAACAUCAUAAACCAAAACAUCAUAAAGAUCCAAAACAUGAUGAAGCUCCAGAAAGUGUCGUUGCAGGUCCAUUCAAAUCUUAUGAAGAAGUUAAAGAAUUUACAAAUAAUUUAAUUUCUUCAAAAUUAGAACAAAUUAAUGAAAAUGAUUAUUUAGAAUCAACUAAGGUUUGGGCUAAUGGUUUAUUUCAAGAUGUUAAAGAUAUUGAUUUCAAAGAAUCUUUUAAAAAUAUUGCAUCAGAUGAUGAAGCUUUAUUAUCUAUCUUGGCUGGAUUCUUAAGUGGUUUUAUAUUAUAUGGUAUUAUUUAUUUAGUUUAUUUACGUAAAUUAUCAUUUGAUGAAAAAUUUGAAGAUUAUGAAGCACAAAUUCCAUCUCAAGAAUAUAAUGAUGAAAAAUUACCAUUAUAUAAAGAUGAAGUUUCAGAUGAUGAAGAAUAA